AUGAGUGACGUAUUUGAAGGGUACGAGCGCCAAUACAGUGAGCUCUCUGCCAACCUCACCAAAAAGUGUACGGUAGCUGGUGCUCUUGAUGGAGAGCAAAAGAAGCAAAAGAUUUCUGAAAUAAAGGCUGGAAUUGAUGAUGCAGAAUCUUUGAUCCGGAAAAUGGACCUCGAGGCAAGAAGUUUGCCACCAAAUAUUAAAGCUGUGCUUCUUGCCAAGUUGAGGGAAUAUAAAUCAGAUCUGAAUAAUCUGAAAAGCGAAGUUAAAAGACUUGUAUCUGGUAACUCAUAUUCAUCUGCCCGGGAUGAGUUGUUGGAAUCAGGCAUGGCUGAUACUCUGACGGCAUCAGCUGAUCAAAGAGGAAGGCUAAUGAUGUCAACAGAGAGAUUAAACAAGACUAGUGAUAGAGUUAAGGACAGUAGAAGAACCAUGCUGGAAACAGAAGAGCUUGGUGUUUCAAUCCUUCAAGAUCUGCAUUCACAGAGACAGUCUCUGUUACAUGCAAAUAACACGCUUCAUGGGGUGGAUGACAACAUAGGGAAAAGCAAGAGAGUUUUGACUUCCAUGGCACGGAGGAUGAGCAGGAACAAGUGGAUUAUUGGCAGUGUUAUUGCCGUUCUUGUCAUUGCCAUCGCCUUGAUCUUGUCCAAACUUAAGCUGCCUCUUUCAGCCUCUCUUAUGAGAUGGCCAACCAACGCUGCCUUGGCAUCGCUCCCCAACCGCCACCUCCGUUCGCUUAUUCGAGGAUGCACGCGCCAAUGCUCUAUCGACAUGGGCAAGAAGCUUCACGCCGCCAUUAUCACCGGAGGCCUUGCCGCCAUGCCAGACUCAUUCCUUCACAAUGCCCUCCUCCACUUCUAUGCUGCCCAUGGCAGUGCAUGCUCUGCCCGCAAGCUGUUCGAUGAAAUUCCCAACUGGCACAAAGACGCUGUGGACUGGACCGUCCUGAUGGGCUGCUUUUCCCGCCACGGCAUGCCCCAAAGUGGGCUUCGUUUGUUUAUCGAAAUGAGAAGAGAAAACGUGAGGGUGGACGACGUGGCCAUGGCUUGCUUGUUCAAUGCGUGUGCUCGGCUGGGCAACGUUGAGAUUGGGGAGCAAGGGCAUGGGUUUGUGAUGAAGGUGGGUUUGGGUUCUAGUGUCAAGGCUUGCAAUGGGGUCAUGGAUAUGUAUGUCAAGUGUGGCCUAUUGGGUAUGGCGAGACGGGUGUUUGAAGAGAUGGGGGAGCGGAGCGUCGUGUCGUGGACUGUGAUUUUGGAUGGUGUGGUUAAAUUGGAAGGUGUGGGAAGUGGGAGGAUGGUGUUUGAUAAUAUGCCUGAGAGGAAUGAGGUUGCUUGGACGAUUAUGAUUGUUGGUUAUGUGAGUGUUGGGCUUGUCCGUGAAAGCUUUUCUCUUCUUGAAGAAAUGGUUUUUGGUUGUGGUUUGGGAUUGAAUUAUGUUACCCUCUGUUCAUUUUUAUCGGCUUCUGCGCAAUCGGGAGAUACGAUGACAGGCCGUUGGGUUCAUGCCUAUGCUGUUAAGGCAGUGGGUAAUGAGAUUGAUAUCAUGGUUGGCACAGCAGUGGUUGACAUGUAUGCAAAAUGUGGUAGAGUAGACACUGCGUUGAAAGUUUUCGAGCACAUGCACCAAAGGAAUGAAGUGACCUGGAAUGCUUUGCUUAGUGGGUUGGCAAUGCAUGGAAAGGGUAAACUUGUUCUGAAUAUGUUUCCUCAAAUGCUCAAAGAAGUCAAGCCAGACGAUUUAACCUUCACCGCUUUGUUGAGUGCUUGCAGCCACUCGGGCCUUGUUGAACAGGGUCGACAUUACUUUGAUAAUCUUGAAGCAUCAUACGGUGUAACACCUAAGAUAGAACACUAUGCUUGUAUGGUGGAUCUUCUAGGCAGGGCUGGUCAUUUAGAAGAGGCUGAAGUCUUGAUUAAGAAAAUGCCAAUGCCUCCAAAUGAGGUUGUUUUAGGUUCCCUUCUUGGUUCUUGCAGAGUCCACGGAAAGCUAAAGCUGGGCGAACGCAUUCUGCAAGAACUGGUUCGAAUGCAUCCCCACAACACAGAUCAUCAUGUCCUGCUUUCAAACAUGUAUGCUUUGGGUGGAAAAAAGGACAAGGCUAACUCACUGAGGCAGGAUCUUAAGAACAGGGGUAUAAGAAAGGUGCCUGGAAUGAGUUCAGUUUAUGUGGGUUGCCAAGUUCAUCAGUUCAGUGCCGGAGAUAAGUCACACCCACAGACGAUGGAGAUUUACAUGAAGUUGGAUGAGAUGAUACAAAGGUUGAGAUUGGCUGGUUAUGUCCCAAAUACUGGUUCUCAAGUUUUCUCUGGCGUUGACAGUAGAGAUGAUGCAGACAAGCUGGAGGAGAUAGAGCAGGCAUUGUUCUGCCACAGUGAAAAGCUGGCAGUCUGUUUUGGACUUAUAAGCACAAGAGCUGGCUCAACUCUUUAUAUUUUCAAGAAUCUGCGGAUAUGUGUAGACUGUCAUUCUGCUAUGAAAAUAGUUUCUCAUGUUUAUAAUCGAGAAAUUGUAAUCAGGGAUCGGAAUCGAUUUCAUUGUUUCAAGCAAGGUUCUUGUUCUUGCUCUGAUUAUUGGUGA
Prunus armeniaca (apricot) is the source of this 2577-nucleotide messenger RNA. The record is from the annotation of a GenBank genome assembly. NCBI's taxonomy places the organism in Eukaryota, Viridiplantae, Streptophyta, Magnoliopsida, Rosales, Rosaceae.